CUUCCAAGACGGGGAGUAUCACUUUUUCCCAGACUCCCUGAACAAGCGAGAAAAGUUCAGCGUUACACUUAUUUUCUGCCCUGGACGGACCUGAGCUGUUUCCUCAGUGAAGCUCAGAACUGGUACAGAGUCUACAGACAACGCCUGGAGCUUACAAGUGAUGUCGCCCUCCGAGAAGUGGUCACUCUCUCUGCUUGUCAUGCUGCUGGCCAGUGUUUCGCACGAGCUUGACGACAACAAGAUCCCCAGCCUGUGUUCUGGUAGUCCAGGUAUCCCAGGAUCCCCCGGGAUGCACGGCAGCCCCGGUGUGCCAGGGAGGGAUGGCAGAGACGGGCGUGAUGCCCAAGCCGGGGCACCAGGGGAGAAAGGAGACAGGGGGGAACCAGGUCAGACUGGUUCCAGGGGCCUCACUGGGGACCAUGGUGACCCGGGGCCCAAAGGCGAUCAGGGAAAAGAUGGGGAGUGUGCUGUGGCCCCUAAGUCCGCCUUCAGCGCCAAGCUGUCAGACGCCAAGGCGGUACCGGUCGCAGGGAGUGACGCCAUACGAUUCGAUCGGAUCGUGCUAAACGAGCAGGGCGACUACAACGCCGAGACGGGCGUGUUCACCUGCCGAGUCCCGGGAGUGUACUACUUCACCGUCCACGCCACGGUCUACCGCGCCAGCCUGCAGUUCGACCUGAUGAAGAACGGCUUCGCGCUGGCCUCCUAUUUUCAGUUCUUUGGGAACUGGUCCAAACCGGCGUCGCUGUCGGGGGGAACGCUGACGCACCUGAUUCCUGGCGAUAAAGUCUGGGUUCAGAUGGCCCUGGGAGAAUACAACGGCUUCUAUUCCAGUCCCAAAACAGACAGCACCUUCACAGGCUUCUUGGUGUACUCAGACUGGAAAAACUCGGCUGUGUUUGCAUAGCUUAUUGGCUGACAAUUAUGCAUUAUUGUGUCAGUUUAUGUUAUAGCCUAUACUUUGGCACUGAGUGUGAUCAUACAUCUUUGGGUUCUGUUUCAAAGGUACUUGAAAGGCACAAACCAUGAGACUGCAGAAAGCAAAGUAAGGUCAGAAUAAACAUUAUCUGGAGAUAACUCGAGUGAGUUAAUCACUCAACAGCUUUUCAAUUUAAUCAAUGAAAUGCUUUGAUUGCCAUUAUCUUUGUACUGUACAGCUUUUUGUUUACAUCAAGGCCAAAACAUACAGUUCAGUGCUGGGCCAUGGUCAUGUUUGAACACUUUUAUUCACACUUCCUGUUAUGUUCAUGCAGAAAGACAUGUUGAGAGGAUCACUGGUGGUCAGUUAGACAUGCAGGCUGAAGUUGGCUUGGUUCCAUCCCACAGUUAUGCAAGAAGAGACACUGAAAUACUGCUCUGUUUGGCUGCACUCUUGAAAUCGAGCCAAUAAAGCAGUGUUACUCAUUGCGCGGCUCGCAAGCCACAUGCGGCUCGUCAAGCUAUAAUUGGUGGCUCGCAGAUUUCGCCAAAUUUGGUUUUACUCAUUUUGAGUAGGCCUAAACUGUUCGCCAAAGGCCAUCAUCUCUGGCCCCAGCUUGAUAAAAACAAAAGUAGGCUCUGAUUUAGCCUAGUCUACAGUAUGACUUCAACGAGGUGAUCUUAAGUUUCGUUCUGCUUACAGUAUCUCACUGCCACUGCAACGCCUUUGAAUGCAAUCCGCUGCCCUGUUUACAAAUGUUACAGCGGACUUAAACUGCCACCUUGUGGCGAUAAGUUGUAAUACAUUUCACACAGCUGCAUGAAUCACGAAAAGCGCGAAUGAAGUGGCCACUUCUAAAUGGGACUCACUGUAUGUGUUAACAGUCAAUACAUUGUUUCAAAUGUGCUUCAUAAACAUACAAUAUUGCACUACAAAAACGCAAACAUCUGAAUUAUACUUCACCCAAAUACAGUAUUGAAGGUGAAAUGAAGUUAUUAAGCCUUAAUGGUGCUUCCUAAUUGGGGUAUUGUCAAACCUGCUACUACUAAUACUAAAAAUACAGCAUGAAGAAAGUCAAAGACAUGCAUGCCAGCUUCCGCUCAUCCCAGUAUUAAAGUAAAUCUGGUCUUAAAUGAAAAUGUAUUGGCUGUGUUAUUUCUUUUUUGUAGGAUGUCCAAUUUAUAUGUAAAAAUGCACAUUUGCAAAGGUGACUUAGUAUGUUGUCGUAAAAGUGGCUCUCCUUUUGAUUUUGCACUGCCAAUGUGGCUCUUGUGAAAAAAAUAGUGAGGAUCACUGCAAUAAAGCAAUUGAGGGUGGAUGUAUAAUUGCCAGCUGUAAAACCUUAACAAUGUCUGUAAUUCUAAUACUUGGUAGACACAGAGUAGCAUAUGCGAAGCUUCUCUCUCAUUCAACCUGAAAAUUGUGUUCUUCUGUCAAACCAUAUUCUAGUCAGUUCCCUGAUCUUGUUAUUGAAUUCACUACUAAAAUACUGUUUUUACAGCCGAUUCACAAAUGACUUGUCAUAAGAGCUAAUAAAGUGUAGCUAAUAGUA
Molecule: messenger RNA, 2471 nt
Organism: Alosa sapidissima (American shad)
Lineage: Eukaryota; Metazoa; Chordata; Actinopteri; Clupeiformes; Clupeidae
Gene: c1qtnf5
Product: C1q and TNF related 5
Exons: 3
Coding region: 161-907 (248 amino acids)
Molecular function (GO): protein binding
Source: RefSeq, a predicted model, not a curated record